CGCAUGCUCAAUGUAGGACAUCCGCCAUUUUAUGUUUGUUGAAGUUCAAACAUUUCGCAUGUUUCUGUGCGGAAAGUUUAUUGUGUUUACUCAUUUAUCCAUGCCUCAUCAGUAGUCACAUAUCAUUAUUUAUCACAACUGAAUUUUGGACUGAUCUCUCUGAAGUUAUGUAUUUAGAUCUCUAAGUAUCGCGACAAGUUAUGAGGCAUGGCGGCCGUGAGUUGCAGUUGAUACUUUGAUCAGCGAGUCCUAUCAUUACGUCAAUAUUGUUAAUGGUUUAGAGUCAGGCGGCUGUCUGUUCAGAGAACAUAGGUAACAGACAGUAAUCUUACAAGACCAAACAUGGGGGCUUUCUUAGAUAAACCAAAGACUGACAAACAGAACAAAGGUGGUAUGGGAAAUGGUCUUCGAUAUGGAUUGUGCAGCAUGCAAGGAUGGCGAGUGGAGAUGGAAGAUGCUCACACUGCUGUCAUUGGUCUACCCUAUGGGUUAAAAGAUUGGUCUUUCUUUGCUGUAUUUGACGGGCAUGCAGGUGCCAAAGUUUCAGCCUUCUGUGCUGAGCAGCUCCUAGAACAUAUCAUAGCUAAUGAAGACUUUAGAGGCAAACUUGAUGUAACAGAUGGAACUGAGGUUCAACCAUCUCUGGAGGAUGUCAAGAAGGGUAUCAAGACAGGCUUUCUGAAGUUGGAUGAAAUGAUGAGAACAAUGCCUGAGAUGGUCAGUGGGGAGGACAAGAGUGGAUCCACAGCAGUGUGCUGUAUUGUCUCCCCACAGCAUAUCUUCUUUGCUAACUGUGGAGAUUCGAGGGCAGUGUUAUGCCGUAAUGGCAAGUGCUCAUUUGCAACUCGAGACCACAAACCUGUCAACCCGGAGGAAAAGGAGCGAAUACAGAAUGCAGGUGGUAGUGUAAUGAUUCAGAGGGUCAAUGGCUCUUUGGCAGUUUCCAGGGCUUUGGGGGACUUUGAAUAUAAAAAUGUUGAAGGAAAGGGUCCUUGUGAACAGUUAGUAUCUCCAGAGCCAGAAAUUUUCAUUGAGGACAGAAGCCCAGAAGAUCAGUUUCUUGUUCUUGCCUGUGAUGGCAUAUGGGAUGUUAUGACCAACGAAGAACUUUGUGCUUUUGUUGAAAGUAGAAUGAAGAUUACAGACAGUCUGGAACAAAUUAGCAAUUCAGUUGUUGAUACAUGUCUAUAUAAGGGAAGCCGAGACAAUAUGAGCAUUGUUGUAGUGUCCUUUGAAGGUGCACCCAAAGUGUCUGAUGUCGCUGUGAAAAAGGAACAAGAACUGGAUGCAAAAAUAGAAACUAAAAUAAGAGAGUUACUUUUAAAAGAAUCCCCUGAAAAUCAAGACCUCCCAUACAUCAUGCACAUGCUUUCGACCGAGUUAGAUGACAGCUUUCCCCCUGGGGGUGGUUUGGCAGCAAAGAAAGGAUUCAUUGAGAGUACUUACUACAAAUUGAGACCGAAUGAUGAACAGGAUGACGAAGGUCCUUAGCCUCACAUAUAUGAGUACAUGAGAGAAGAGAGCUGUCCUCACCACCCAGCUAGUACCAGCCACCAUUGUUGCUGUCUGCCGUCUUACUAAGCGGAAGUUCUGUGCCAUCCGGCCUGGGUGCACGUCACACUUGUAGGCUGGCAUGUGGCUCCCAUCUGGCACUGCUGAGCCAUCAAUACUGCUAGAAUCAAAAUGAGUAAAUGGCCUCAGUUGGGGCAGCUAAAAGGAGGAAGGUUAAUUUAUCCUUUGUAUGCAUUUUCAUACACAGGACACAAACUAUUCCAGAGUGCUUUUGAAUGCCGUAAAUCAGGUAAAUUCAAAUGUGACAUGUGAUACUCUCACCACCAAUUGUACUCAUGAAACAUCCAUUGUAGAUCUUUCCUACUUUGAAGAAUAUGUGCUAAUCGCAAAAUCAACAUUUUAAGCUCUUUUUCAUAUUGUUUUAGAAACAUGUUCCUUUCUAAUUUUUUACAUGAAUGUGUUAUUUCUACAUGCUAAUUCCAAAUCAGAAAGUGCUACAUGGAAGGAAACUAUUUCCUCAGGUCAGGUUCAGAAGAAAUACCGCAAGUGCUAAACAUUCAGAUGAAAUGAUAUUACAACAGGAUAUUUGUAAGAUCGAUGGCAUAGUCCGAAUGAUGAAUUGACAGUGUGACCUUGUACCUCAUGUUUGGAUCUAAAUUCUUCCAAGUGUUGGUGUAGCUGUAGUGAAGAGCAGCAUUACUACGAUGAUCAUGAUUAUGCACAUGUACAGGGACAUGCAGUGAACUCGGUUGUUGCUAUCCAAUCUUUAAGUGUGACCUGGGAAAAGAAGUCUUUCAUGUUGUCAUUUUGGGUUUUCUUUGCAGACAUCAGCUAACUGAAUUUCCUAAACCUGCACAUUUGGCACUUAUGGCUACAUUGACACCCUGGAAACUCCUUGUUCACUAAUUAUUUGGGGUGGGGGGCAUUUAAUUUUAACGAGAGGCCCUCUGAUCUGAGGUAUUAGUUUGUCGAUUUAACUUCAGCAUAAAUAGGUAAUCAUUGUCCAAGUUGCUGUUUACCUUUUGAUUGUGAUGUAAUAUAAUGAUUGACAGUGUUUCUCUUGUGAGCUACAUUAACAAUAUACCAGUGAUGCAAUAAUGAGAGAAAUAUUUUUGCUGUUUGUGUUGGUUUUGUCAAUUACUUUGCUUCCUCAUGAUUGUGUUUGUCCUGUUAAUAUUACUACGAUGCAAGUCAGUACAGACAAGGCAGAUGGAUCAUUUAAUUUAUAGCUGAAGUCAUGAUGAAGUUCACCACUCAUAUCCCAUAACCACAGUAAUAUAUUAGCCAAGCAUUGUACACACUUUACACUGUCUUGCAGCAUUCUGUCAUUCAUGUAUCAUCUGUGGUUGACAAAUGUUUCAUUUUCCUGCAUUGUAUGAUAUCUGCCUUCUUUGUAAUGUCCUACAGGCCCAAUGAUGUAGAUAUUCUGUGUUUGGUUUCAGAAGGCUUAAGGUGCAAGGUUGUCUUUGUAUGACCUUCUACUGUUCAAACAGGUGAAGUGUUCUCCCUGCUUUUGUUAACUUUAUGUUGAGAUCAGAAGUUAUAUACGUGCAGUUAAUUAUACUUACAGAAACAGAAAGCAGACAAGGGACUCAAAGAAUUUGGUAAGGGACUGAAAGUGUUUACUGUGUCUUGUGGCUUGAGUUGGAGGAAUGUAACAUAGAUGUAGAAUUCAUAGAAACUGAAUUUAUUAAUCAUGUUUAGUCCAUUAGAUUUGGAACACAUCCUUUUUUAGGCAACCAAGAGCUGAUAUUUAUACAAGCACAUAUUCCGGGAUUUCUGUUUAGUGUAAUUCUAAACAUGUACCUUUUGCUUAUCCUGACAUUAGCAAUAUCCUUUCGCUUACAGCUUCCUGAGUCAUCCAUACUUGAAGGUGAUCACAAUACAUAUCCAAUAACGACCCUGAAAGGCGGAGGACACUCGUCACAUGAUCAUUGUAUUCUAUUGCAACACAAGUCAAUAUUCUAACCAUUUAUCAAUUGCUUUCAAAGUUUGUUCAACAUAACCAGGUGGAGAAAUGGUCAACACAUAAACUUUUGCACAUUAAUAGACCUCAUUUGUCAUUUUUCCGCCAAUGGCUCACAAUAUGCACAGGUUUGUAGUGAUUUCAACUGGAUUCCUCAGGACUGAUGUUAAUUACUUUAUUUUUGUCAAGACGGAUUUCAUGUAAACAGCUUACCUACAUGCAGAUAUUUUUAGCAUAUGUGACGUCACAGCCAUGUUUAUGAGUGGGUGACAGUUCUCUGUUAUCACAUUUUGGGUAAAUGAGAAGUGUUUCAAAUGUAUUGAGGGUGAUUAAACAUGGCAGCAGCUGUUUCUCAAGAAUGUAUAUUGUAUUAUGAUGCCAUGUCGUGUGAAUUUGUAUUAUAUUGUAAAAAUCAAGAUAUAUAUGAUAUGUUUCUGGAGAAAUACUAGAAUCAGUGAUUUGAAAACUAAUUAUUUUCUGUGUUUGUCAGACUGUUAGACAUAGAGAGCUGUGGAGAAAGUUAAUGUCACUGACAAUAAAUAGCUGUAUAUUUCUCCUCGCUUAAGACCCAUCAAUGCAAUUUACUUGUGACAAGAUAUUGCAUUGUACAUUGAAACAUUUGGCCAAUAAAGAUAACAAUUUUGUUUGAA
Molecule: messenger RNA, 4128 nt
Organism: Haliotis rubra (blacklip abalone)
Lineage: Eukaryota; Metazoa; Mollusca; Gastropoda; Lepetellida; Haliotidae
Product: protein phosphatase 1B-like
Exons: 6
Coding region: 343-1491 (382 amino acids)
Biological process (GO): protein dephosphorylation; negative regulation of stress-activated MAPK cascade
Cellular component (GO): nucleus; cytosol
Molecular function (GO): protein serine/threonine phosphatase activity; magnesium ion binding; manganese ion binding
Source: RefSeq, a predicted model, not a curated record